This is a messenger RNA of Budorcas taxicolor (takin), 1091 nucleotides long. It is a transcript of the gene AVPI1, whose product is annotated as arginine vasopressin induced 1. The transcript is spliced from 3 exons. Bases 241 to 687 code for a protein of 148 amino acids. NCBI's taxonomy places the organism in Eukaryota, Metazoa, Chordata, Mammalia, Artiodactyla, Bovidae. The record is from RefSeq and is a predicted model, not a curated record.
GUUCGAUUUUGGAAGGCUCGCCGGGAGCUCUCACCUAGGCUCGGCUGAGGAUUGGCUGUUCCGGGGCUGGGGAGCGCUUUCUCCGGGGAGCCGCGGCUGCGACCGAGGUGGCUCGCCUCGGGAGGCCAGCUACUGGAGAACAGAAACACCAGAAGCCCUUGCGUUGGUCAAGACCCCCAGGCUUGGGAAGGGCCCACUGAGCUGCUGACGUCCCUCCCUGCUCUUUCCUCAGCACCCAGGAUGGGCACCCCUGCAUCUGUGGUCAGCGAGCCACCCCCCUGGCGGGCCCCUCCGGAGGUCCGGGGCCGCAAGCAGGCCGCGGCCAACAUCUUCCAGGACGCUGAGCUGCUGCAGAUCCAGGGCCUGUUUCAGCGCAGCGGGGACCAGCUGGCCAAGGAACGGGCACAGAUCGUCUGGGAGUGUGCAGGGGACCAUCGUGUGGCCGAGGCCUUGAAGAGGCUGCGCAGGAAGAGGCCCCCUCGGCAGAAGCCCCUCGGCCCCUCGGUACACCACUGCAGCAGGCUCAGAACCGCAGAGCCCUGUGCUCCACCGGCCGAGCCACAGAGCAGCGCCACGGAGAUGGCUUCCAGUGAGCAGUAUGUGAACUCUAGGAGGGCCAGUGCCCGGAUCCGCCGGAACUGGAGGAAGCCAGGACCCACAAGCUACCUCCAUCAGAUCAGACACUGAGCCGGGGAAGGGGCCAGGGCCGGCUCUAUCCUCCCCAGGAGUCACAGAGACUUUUGCCAAAGGGCUGGGGAAGGCCAAGAAGAGACAGCCUCACUGCUGCCACUGGCCUGUGCGGGCCAGAACAGGCCCGGAGGCUUCUGCUGAGCUGUCACAGGGGACCCGUUCCUCACCAGACUGUGGAAAAGCAGUGCCCGUUUCUGCCUCAGCCCUUUUCAGUUUAACACUAUGCCUGGGCUGCAGGGUAGCCUUCCUGGGAGUCAAGUGACAGGCACUCUGACGCAGCAUCCCACUACUCCUGCUACAACUGUGGCCCAUGAUCCAGCAGCUCGUCCCACACCCCUGCCCCUUCAGGCCAGCACAGGAAAAACGUAGUUCAAGUGGCAAAAUAAAACCAUGUGCAUCGA